AUGCAGCAUCAUGCCCCUCACGCUGGCGCAACAUUCGAAGGCUACUACAGCAAGUUCACUCUGCCUUCGGGAGCACAACUGGUGGUGGUAAUCUCAAAGAUCAACCAAGUGAAGAUCCGACCGAAUGUGCUGUCCUUGACCUACAUUCCCCAUGAUACCCGGCCGAUGUAUCAAACGGAGCUCUUCAUAGAUGCUCUCGACAUGCGGAGAGUAGCCAAAGGUGGCAACGCCUUCAUCCUCGACAUGCCUGGCAUUGGCUUUGCCAAAUGGGACGAAGAUGGGAGGAUGGAGUACAGCCUUAAACAUGCCGCCUUCUCUCUACAAGCGCAGACGACUAAUCGUGUACCUUGGUCCAGUGAAACCGACACCCCCGAAGGCCCUUUGGUUCACUUACCGCUUCCACUCCAUUGGCACGUCCAAUCCUUCGCAUCGGACUGCAAUUUCAAAAUGAACAUCUCCGAUUACGACUGCCCCUCGGAAGAUGCAGCGGGCGAGGCAACCGUCCACCAAGAAAAGAACUGGGCCACCGCCUUUCCAACCGCGCACAUGUGGCUCCAAGGCCGCGACGGUGAAAAAGGCAUCUGCUGCGCCGGCGGCGAGAUUCUAGGCAUCAAGGCGUUCCUGCUCGGCUACAGAAGCAGCGAUCUCAACUUCGACUUUCGCCCUCCCUUCGCCGUCCGCAUGCUGGGCAUCGGCCCCUUCAUGUCCUACAGCAUGGACUGGGAAAAGCGCACCUUCGAUCUCAGCGUCCAGAGUUUCAAGCGCAAGAUUGCCAUCCAUGCAUCGGCACCUGUUGGCAGCUUUUAUUCUCUCAGUCCGCCAUUCGCUGAAGGACAUCGCGAGAACUAUCUGGGCCAGAGUCUGCGCGCCAAGAUUGAAGUCAAGAUCUACGAGAGCGGUUGGAUUGGAGCGUGGCGGCUGGUGCGCGAGGACGUGUUCGAAGGAGGUGGGCUGGAGUUUGGUGCGGGAUAUUAUACUCCUGCAGGCACUGAGGCAAAGUUCAACUGA
Neohortaea acidophila is the source of this 1008-nucleotide messenger RNA. RefSeq lists its product as uncharacterized. The transcript has a single exon. The record is from RefSeq and is a predicted model, not a curated record. Gene Ontology annotation, molecular function: tocopherol cyclase activity. The coding region runs from base 1 to 1008 and encodes 335 amino acids. NCBI's taxonomy places the organism in Eukaryota, Fungi, Ascomycota, Dothideomycetes, Mycosphaerellales, Teratosphaeriaceae.